Molecule: messenger RNA, 351 nt
Organism: Oryctolagus cuniculus (rabbit)
Lineage: Eukaryota; Metazoa; Chordata; Mammalia; Lagomorpha; Leporidae
Source: RefSeq, a predicted model, not a curated record
AUGGCUGCUCUCAGACCCCUGAUGAAGCCCAAGUUCGUCAAAAAGAGGACCGAGAAUUUCAUCCGCCACCAGUCUGACCGCUAUGUCAAGAUUAAGCGUAACUGGCGGAAACCCAGAGGCAUUGACAACAGGAUGCGGAGAAGAUUCAAGGGCCAGAUCUUGAUGCCCAACACUGGCUACAGGAGCAACAAGAAGACCAAGCAUAAGCUGCCCAGCGGCUUCCGGAAGUUCCUGGUCCACAAUGUCAAGGAGCUGGAGGUGCUGCUGAUGUGCGACAAAUCCUACUGUGCUGAGAUUGCUCACAAUGUUUCCUCCAAGAACUGCAAAGCCAUUUUUAGAUUAAAAAAGUAA